Lucilia sericata (common green bottle fly) is the source of this 2791-nucleotide messenger RNA. It is a transcript of the gene Evi5, whose product is annotated as ecotropic viral integration site 5 ortholog. The transcript is spliced from 10 exons. The record is from RefSeq and is a predicted model, not a curated record. NCBI's taxonomy places the organism in Eukaryota, Metazoa, Arthropoda, Insecta, Diptera, Calliphoridae. The coding region runs from base 255 to 2585 and encodes 776 amino acids.
UUAAAACUCUUUUACAAUAAAAUUAUUUCCUGAAACAAUACAAACCAACGAAAACACAGGGGAUCAUGUUUAAAUUAUUAUUAAAUUUCCAAACCAGGAAAUAAAAACAAUAUUUUUUGGGGGAAAAUAUCUUAAGAAGAAAAUAAAAACAAAUUUGUUUUCUUCAAUAUAAAAAGAAAAGUAAUUCACAAACAGAAAUAUUUUCCCAAAAAUUACAAAAUUUAAAAAUAACUAAUAAAGGAAAUAUAUUGGCAAUGACCCUUACAACUGCCAGCGCUACAACAGCCAAUAAUACACAGGAAACUAUUAGUAGUAGCAGUAAAAAAAUGGAUGUUAAAUGUGCUACAGCUGAAGAGAAUUUACCCACCUCCGAAAUGGAUUUAUUAGCAAAAUUAGAGGCAGCCAAUAAGCUGAUUGAAAGUGAUGCAAAAUCCCUAAACUCAUUGCAUUCCACACACAGUCGUAAAAAUUCCGAUACUAGUCAAAUAAGUAUAACAUCAAAUGGCAAUUCCGUGGCCGAGGAGGACAUCUGGACCACUUGGGCCACCAUAUUAAAUGAUUGGGAGGGAGCUUUAAAACGUAAAAAUCCCUGUGUCAGAGAACUAGUACGACGUGGUAUACCACAUCAUUUUAGAGCCAUUGUUUGGCAACAGCUUUGCGGUGCUAAUGAUGCUGAUAAAAAACAAUAUGCCGAAUAUAUUAAGGCCACCUCGGCUUGUGAAAAGGUGAUACGACGUGAUAUCGCCCGUACUUAUCCCGAGGUGGAUUUCUUUAAGGAAAAAGAUGGCCCCGGUCAAGAGGCUUUAUUUAAUGUUAUCAAAGCCUAUUCUUUACAUGAUCGUGAGGUCGGCUAUUGCCAGGGUUCGGGUUUUAUUGUUGGUCUUCUACUCAUGCAAAUGCCCGAGGAAGAGGCUUUUGCUGUUUUGGUUCAAAUAAUGCAACAGCAUCGUAUGCGUGAUAUGUUUAAGCCAUCGAUGUCGGAACUGGGUUUGUGCAUGUAUCAAUUGGAAAAUUUGGUGCUCGAACAGAUACCAGAAAUGCAUAUACACUUCCAACAACAGGGUUUCCAAACUACCAUGUAUGCUUCCAGUUGGUUCCUUACUCUCUAUACAACUUCAUUAAAUCUAAAUAUCUCAUCACGUAUUAUGGAUGUUUUCCUCAGCGAAGGCAUGGAAUUCAUAUUCAAAGUUGCAUUGGCUUUACUACUAUUGGGUAAAGAUACUUUACUCUCUUUGGAUAUGGAAGCUAUGUUGAAAUUUUUCCAAAAAGAAUUACCCAAAAAAGUAGAAGCUGAUCCAGAGGCUUUCUUUCAAUUGGCAUAUUCCAUUAAAAUCAAUACAAAACGUAUGAAGAAAAUGGAAAAAGAAUAUCAGGAUGUAAAGAAAAAAGAACAGGAAGAAAUGGUAGAACUAAGACGUUUAAGAAGAGAAAAUCGUUUACUUAAGCAACGCAAUGAAUUGCUAGAGGCUGAGUCGGCUGAAUUGGCAGAUCGUUUGGUCAGAGGUCAGGUGUCAAGGGCCGAGGAAGAGGAGACUAGCUUUGCUAUACAAACUGAACUCAUGCAGCUGCGUCGUUCGUAUUUGGAAAUUUCCCAUCAAUUGGAAAAUGCCAAUGAAGAGGUGCGCGGCUUAAGUUUGCGUUUGCAGGAAAAUAACAAUUCACGUCAAUCCUCUCUCGAUGAAUUGUGUAUGAAAGAGGAGGCUCUUAAACAACGCGAUGAAAUGGUCUCUUGCCUCCUAGAGGAAUUGGUUAAGGUACGACAAAGUUUGGCCGAAAGUGAAGAUCAAAUACGUAAUUUGAAAACCAAAAUAGAGGAAUUAGAAGAGGAUAAAAAGACUUUGCGCGAAACAACGCCCGACAAUUCAGUUGCCCAUUUACAGGACGAACUAAUAGCCAGUAAACUGAGAGAGGCAGAAGCCAGUCUCUCGUUAAAAGAUCUCAAACAGCGAGUACAAGAACUAAGUACUCAAUGGCAAAGACAAUUGCAGGAACAACGCAAUGAUCACAAUUCACAUCCAGUGGAUUCAACACCCAAAAAGCUGCUAACAAAUCUAUUUGAUUCUUCCAAAUCAAAUGAACAUACCCAGAAAUUGGAAGAGGAACUAAUGACUACACGCAUUAGAGAAAUGGAAACAUUAACCGAACUGAAAGAGUUGCGUUUGAAAGUAAUGGAGUUGGAGACACAAGUGCAGGUCUCAACCAAUCAGCUGAGACGUCAAGAUGAGGAGAAUAAAAAGAUUAAGGAGGAAUUAGAUAUGGCAUUGACACGUGAAAAAGAGAUGUCCAAUAAGGCUAGAGAACAGCAACAUAGAUACUCUGAUUUGGAAUCUCGCAUGAAGGAUGAAUUGAUGAAUGUAAAAAUUAAAUUCACCGAACAGUCUCAAACAGUAGCUGAAUUGAAACAGGAAAUUUCCAGAUUAGAAACUAAGAAUUCCGAAAUGUUAGCCGAAGGUGAACUACGUUCCAAUUUAGAUGACUCUGAUAAAGUGCGUGAUCUGCAGGACAGAAUCGCCGACUUAAAAGCCGAGUAUACCACUACGCCUAUAACAAGUCCCGAUACUGAACCUUGGAAGUGGAUAAGUUAAACGUUUUCCAAAGAAAAUCCAAAAUAAAAAAGUUAAACAUUUGAAGUUAACCGCAUUAAAAAGUCGAGGCAAAUUUUUACCAGUUUCAAAAUUACGAAGCUCCUCGAUACAGUCGAUUGAAUCAGCCGAAAGUGAUUUUAAUGAUAUAAUGAGCAUGCGUAGAGAAAGUACCGAAUUAUCAUCAUAAUAUUUAAUGAGGUUUUUUU